CGCGCUUUCCGCCUCUCCUUCCUGUACACAGACGCGCAACAAGCACCGCCGUCCUCCUCUCAUUGUCAUCUCGACAACCAACUCGGCCGUAUCCAUCACCCGCACACCGCUCCUCCAUCAACAGCGGCAGAGCGCAUCUCAAGCACACAGCUUCCAUCAUGGCCGCUGCUCUGCGAUGGUACCAGGCUAAGCUGGCCUCCAGUCCGCUCCUCACCCAGUCCGUCACCACCGCGGUGCUCUUCGCAACUGGCGACACAAUGGCUCAACAGCUGGUCGAGAAGAAGGGAUUGCAGAACCAAGACUUCGCGCGCUCGGGUCGCAUGGCCCUCUACGGAGGCGCUGUCUUCGGUCCAGCAGCUACCAAGUGGUUCGGCUUCCUUCAGAAAAAGGUGGUCAUUCCUGGCAAGCCAAACCUCGAAAUUGCGGCUCGAGUCGCUACGGAUCAGACUGUGUUUGCUAGUACCAACCUGUUCGUAUUCCUGUCGAGUAUGGCUAUCAUGGAGGGCACGAGCCCCAAGGACAAGCUGGACAGCACAUACUUCAAUGCCCUGAAGAGCAACUGGAUGAUCUGGCCGAUCGUGCAAUUCACGAACUUCAAGUUUGUGCCACUUCAGCAUCGGGUAUUGUUGGUCAACGUGGUUUCGCUGGGUUGGAACUGCUACCUCUCGUUCCUCAACAGUCAACCAGGCGGAGCCCACGACAGGGACGGCGGUGAACUGCCUCCGUGAGCAAUGGGAUGGACAUUGGGACGGAACCUAUGACAGACGCAAUCGGGAGACGGAGCAGCCCACGCUGUAUUCAUCUAAUCGAUAUUGCGUACACCUGCGGCAUACCGGGCGAAUUAUGCCACACUGAUGCCGCACAACAUCACUCGAUUCAGCAUAGAGAGAACCUGGCUACGCGCGCGUAGCCAAUGGGACGACGAAUGUAAUUUUACACUGCUUCUCAUCACGAAGCGGCUUGUUUCGCUUUCAUUUGGGCCUCUUCAUCCGAUGUCCUCGUCGUCAGUUGUAAUGCGUGGAUGCCGCCCUCCGCUGCCAUUUCGUCUUUGAAUAGGUGAUAGACCAUUCGGUGACGUGCUGGCUGCAUCUUGCCCUUGAAGGCAUCGGAUGUUACAGAAACUCUGAAAUGCGUCUCCCUUGAAGUGCUCCCUUUCAUAGCGUUGUGAUGUGCGUGCUUGUGUGAGUCGUUGUGAAUCUCCAACGUGAUAGGUUGGAAAGUCUCUGUGACCUUUCGCCUGAUGGCAUCUUCCAUGGGUGUCUGUGACGGUGCGGAAGCCAUGCUUCUGCUUCGGGGGUGCUGCAAGGCUGUGCGUAAUGUACGGCGAAACAUGAGGGUUGAGAU
This is a messenger RNA of Sphaerulina musiva SO2202, 1344 nucleotides long. Its product is annotated as Mpv17_PMP22-domain-containing protein. Lineage: Eukaryota; Fungi; Ascomycota; Dothideomycetes; Mycosphaerellales; Mycosphaerellaceae. The record is from RefSeq and is a predicted model, not a curated record. Gene Ontology annotation, cellular component: mitochondrion; cytoplasm; membrane. Bases 159 to 728 code for a protein of 189 amino acids. The transcript has 5 exons.